UCAGAUCCAAGUGGUGCAUCAAAUAUGGCGUCCACCAUGGCGUCGAAAACAUGCUCCUUCGUCUCGCGGUGGAAGCAUUUGUUACGACAGCCGGCUACUAACGCAAAGUCUUGGACACAUCAUGCUAGAAGAACAUGUGCAAACACAAGCGCCGCCGAUCCUUACAAGUGUUCCGAUAACAUAGACAUCGAGGCCUUGUUCAUCAGUCCGAAAGUGCAGAACUUUCUCCAAAAGCUCGCGGGUUUUGACCUCGACAAUAUCUUCGCUCCGAUCCCCGUGCCUUUAAACACGCCGCGCUACAAGUUCCUUACAGAUGAACAACUUGAACAGGAACUACAAGACUCCCGCCGUCGGGCCCAGCAAAAACUGCAGAUGCCACCAGUGCUUCGAGAACGCAAGCCAUGUGAGAAAGUGCUCGCUAAGGAUCCAGAAAUUCAAGGCUUCACCGAUAGCACACACAUCUUCACGGACAUUUCUUAUGGCUACAAAGAUCGGGAGCGCCUUAUUGUCAUACGAGAACCCAAUGGCGUACUCCGUACUGCCAACUGGGAGGAGAGGGAACGCAUGCUGCAGACCUACUUCACUAACAAGGACAAGUCCUUCUACAUGCCCAAGAUGUUUGAGCCAAGUUACUUACAGGUGACUGUUCAAAUUCAUUUAAAAGCUGUCCACAUUUAUUCAUACUGA
Molecule: messenger RNA, 687 nt
Organism: Dermacentor silvarum
Lineage: Eukaryota; Metazoa; Arthropoda; Arachnida; Ixodida; Ixodidae
Product: 28S ribosomal protein S22, mitochondrial-like
Exons: 4
Coding region: 25-687 (220 amino acids)
Cellular component (GO): mitochondrial small ribosomal subunit
Molecular function (GO): structural constituent of ribosome
Source: RefSeq, a predicted model, not a curated record